Cuculus canorus (common cuckoo) is the source of this 3709-nucleotide messenger RNA. RefSeq names its product mas-related G-protein coupled receptor member D. Bases 158 to 1138 code for a protein of 326 amino acids. The transcript is spliced from 2 exons. Gene Ontology annotation, biological process: G protein-coupled receptor signaling pathway. Lineage: Eukaryota; Metazoa; Chordata; Aves; Cuculiformes; Cuculidae. Gene Ontology annotation, molecular function: G protein-coupled receptor activity. The record is from RefSeq and is a predicted model, not a curated record. Gene Ontology annotation, cellular component: membrane.
UGGCCCUAAUAGCCAUCAUCACCCUCUUUCUCCCAGCAAGUCUGGAGACCUCAAAGAAGUCUGGUGUGUGAAACUCCCGCAGCAGCACUGUUCCCAGGAGCACCAGGAGGAGGUGGUAGGAGGGAGAAGGUUGCCACCCAGAGCAGGGUCAUUCGCCAUGGAGGAGACAGUCACAACAGAUCUUCCUUUGACCUACAUGACUUCUGGAUACGUGGACUACAUGCAAAUCAUUGAAGAUGAAUGCCAAAAAGUACCUUAUGGAUUUAUGGUGUUAGCAGUUGUCUGCAUGGGAAUUGCUCUCUGUGGAGUUGUGGGGAAUGGGACAGUCUUGUGGUUCUUGUGCUUCCAAAUGAAGCAGAACCCUUUCACAGUCUACGUCCUAAAUCUGGCCAUCGCUGACUGCUUUCUGCUGGUCUUGUUUUUUCUACUUCUAUUGGCCCUAUUCAGUUUAAUAUCCGUUUGCUCCUCCAUGUACAAGUACCUCGCUUUGUACGAAGAUUUUGUAUACGUCGUUGAAUUCCUGUGUCAUUUCUUUGACCUCAGCAGCAUGAGUCUCCUGGCAGCAAUCAGCAUGGAGCGCUGUAUCUCUGUCCUCUUCCCCAUCUGGUAUCGCUGCCACCGCCCAAAGCGCUUAUCAGGUGUUGUGAGCACAGUGCUCUGGGUUUUCGCUGGAUUUUUUGUUUCCUCCAUGUAUCUUGGCUUGAAAUUUGCUGAAAGCUAUGAGACAGUAAUUGCAGGGGGAGCCAUUGCCAUCUCCAUCACUUUGUCAUCAAUCAUGUUUAUUUCCAACCUGACCCUGUUCCUCAAACUCCGAUGUGGCUCACGUAGACGACACCCAGGGAGACUCUACAUUGCUGUCCUUUUCAAUGUGAUCUUCUUCUUCACCCUUGGUAUUCCUUUCAGCAUAGAGGUUUUCCUCUACCUUCCAAGUUCACAUGAAUUGCUUCCUGAGACUACGUCUUUUGUGCUGGCGUUGCUGAACAGCACCAUCAAUCCAGUCGUUUACUUUCUGGUAGGGAGCUGCCGGCAGCGGCGGUUCCAAAGCUCCAUGAAAGUUGCCUUCCGCAGAGUGUUUGAAGAGAAGCUGGUGAAUGAGAACCAUGUGCCUGGAGACAUGGUGGUGGAGAAUGCUCUAUAAGAACCUGUUGGUGAGGAGCUUGGAGACAUUGGGGUGUAGACCACUCUAUAAGGACCUGUUGGUGAGGAGUCUUGGAAUGCAGAGCCUCGCAGGCAUCUGGAGGGUGGACAUCCCCAUGCACUCAGUGCCUGCCUGCUGCCAGGAAGGGAACAAGGCUGCAUCUCAUCAUGAGGACAUCUGGCCAGCAUGGCACUGCCCAGCCAGUGUCGGUCCUGGACUGUAUUUCUGUGGCAAUGACCUUCAUUGCUCCGGCCCCAGCCAAUAAACUUUGGCUCCUUUUGCUCAGCAGAUGAGUUUUGCCAUGAGGGAUCUCUUGCAGGGGGAAAAUCCAAUACAUUAGGCCUUUGGGGACCUCUGGUCAUCUCUGUCGUCCAAGCAAGGCAGGGCUGUGCAAAAAGGGUUGGAGAAAUGGGAAGCCAAGGAGUCCUGGUGGCUGAUGGGGGGAUGAGUGGUGUGGAGAAUAAGACACAGGUAAAGUUACAAGAAGGGAGAAUGUUCUGAUAAGAACAUUCAAAUUAAAAACAGGGGGUCAGAUCUUUCACUGAAGCCAUUUCACGUUCAUUAACAAGGUUUGGAACUUCUGAUGAUUGAUUAUUGAUUACAAUAUUGAUUUAGCAGAGAUUUCACCAGAAACCAUGAUGGCUCCCAACUGUCUUCUCCCAUUUCCUGGUCACUCCAUUGGAAAUGGUCUCAGCUCCAUUGAUUGUGUUUAUAGUGGGAUCACCUGGCAGGAAUCCCUCCCACCCAAGUACUUUCCAUUUAUUUUAUUUCUAGCUGAAGUUUUCUUCAACAAUAAUAGAGAAAAGUAAUUUACUAUAACUAUAGAAUCAUAGAAGCCCCAUCCAACCUGGACUUCAACCCCUCCAGGGAUGUGGCAGCCACCACUGCUCUGGGCAACCUGGGCCAGGGCCUCCUCACCCUCACAGCAAAACAUUUCUCCCUAAGAUCUCAUCUCCAUCUCCCCUCUUUCAGCUCAAACUCUUCCCCUCAUCCUGUCCAUGCACCCCCUGAUCAAGAGCCUCUCCACAGCUUUCCUGGAGCCCCUUUCAGUCCUGGAAGCUGCUCUAAGGUCUUCCCACAGCCUACUCUUCUCCAGGCUCAGCAACCCCAACUCUUCGAGCCUGGCCUGGGACAGGAGGUGCUCCAGCCCUCGGAUCAUCUCUGUGGCCUUCUCUGUGCUUGCUCCAACAGCUCCAUGUCCUCCCUGCGCUGAGAACUCCAGAACUGGACACAGGGCUCCAGGUGGGUCUCACAGAGCAGAGCAGAGGGGCAGAAUCCCCUCCCUCCCUGCUGGUCCCACUGCUCUGGAUGCAGCCCAGGACACGGGUGGUUUUUGGGCUGUGAGUGCAUGUUGCUGGCUCCUGUUGAGCUUCUUCUCCUCCAGGGCCCCCAAAUAUUGUUGGUUUUAUGAUAGUCUUGGAGCAUAACUGAGUGAGGAUCUCUCCUGUCUGAGACUGUUUCAGUCUGCAGGUUCAAUUUGUGUCUUCUGUGAUGCCAUGAGGCAGGUGCUGCCAGGAUGGAGCAUUUUCACUGGCAGAGGAGGAGGAUGGAAUGAAGUCAGCAGCAGAGGAGAAUGGGUUUCUUUUAUAUUGUGAGGCAAUUUCUUAUUUCUGGUUCACUUUUCCCAUUGCUUCUACAGUAGGUGGGGGGAAAAUUACCCGUCAGGAAUUCCAUUGGUGGUGAUGCUCUGGGAGAUAGUUUGCAUCUGUGAAAGGCUCUUUGUGCAUUUGUACUGGGGCCAAAUGCUGUUGUCUUUGGGAUGGGUAGCAGAGAUGGUGGGAAGGUCUCAGAGGGAUGGCAUUCCCUUUCAUUUUGUCUUUCUUGGAUAUCAGGCUUGGUUUAGAUUGGAUAAGGCUAAGAGAUGGUAUUUGUUUCCCCAAUGUUUCCUACAAAAUUCACUUCCCAUGCAAAGCCUUACCCCAAAUCCUGCCAAGACCCCAAGAGGAGGAAACCUGAUCCAGUGAGAGGUGUCCCUGAGCAUGGAAGGGGGGUGGAACUGGGUGGGCUUUAAGGUCCCUUCCAACCCAAGCCAUUCUGUGAUUCCAUGAGAAGAAAAAUGGCUUGUCCAAUGUUCCUGGAGGGAACAGAUCAGACAAUGAAGCCUUCAUCUCCUGAGUGCUGGGUAAUCCUUUCAAGAUAUGAACAGCCCUCACUUUCCACCUUGGAAUGCUUCUGAGCCUUCCCUUCAAGGUAUUUGUAAAAAGGUGCCUAUUCCUGUCUCCUCCUGAUGGGCGAAGCCUCUCCAAACUGCCCAGGGCUCUUGCAGCUCCUUGGUGCCUCAUUGCUCACCUUUAGCCCUGGAGAAAUAGAUUGUUUUAAAAGUCUGAGCUGAAAGGGACUUUGGAAUGAGAGGAAACAGAGCAAUUUGGCAAGCUGAGAGAAUUGGGGUUGCUCAGCCUGGAGAAGAGAAGGCUCCAAAGAGACAUUGUAGUGACCUUCCAGUACCUGAAGAGGGUAUAGCUAGGGAGGGACUGUCACAAAGGCUUGGAGUGAUAGGACAAGGGGCAAUGGGUAUAAACUGGAAAGGAGCAGAUUUAGGCUUGAUAUAAGGAAGAAUUUCUUCACGAUGAG